GAAAGCAAUAUAAUGUGUUUUUUCAUUAUAUAGUUACCAUGUUUGAUUUUUUUCUCAAAUCUAUAUUUAUGAACGGAAACACCUGCUAUAAAAAUCGAUAUACGAGCAUGUAUAUAUCGCAAUGAAUGGAAGAUAUUUGGUAGUUAACAGUAAAAUGUGUUUUUGGACCAGGAAGUUAAAGUUAGAGAUGUUUUAUGAAACCAGGCGUGUAUAUUUAAAAAGCUAUAUUUAAGAGAAGUAUAUUGUAAAGGAGGGUACAAACUGACAUGUGUACAACAAUAAAUGCUGUAACAUUGAUUGUUUGCGAAUGUUGGUUUUGUGGCAACACAUGAAACAAAUUAAAACUAUGUUUUAAAUAGCAACAUCUGUCAAUACAAAACAUGCGGCUUCGGAUUUGUUUAAUUGGAAUCGUUGCUGCGGGUUUGCACUCAAUCGUGCAAUCUCAAAUCCUCGCCUGUGAACCUGGAUACUGGGGCGAUAAAUGUAAACCAUGCUCGCAUAAAGGUUGCAAAUGCACUAAUACGGAUAACUGUCCAGGAUGUAUAGAUGGAUAUUACUCGGACCAUUUAUUAUGUAAACAAUGUACUGAGGUUUGUUUAAAAUGUACAAACGCAACGAUUUGCAAAGAAUGUAAACCUGGAUAUUCUGGAAAUACGUGUCAAAUUGUAUGCUCCUCAACAAACUGCAUUUGUUCAAGUCAAGGACAGUGUGAUAGGUGCGUUGAGGGGUAUCACAAUACGCUCAAUAAUUGCACUGACAAGUGCAAACCAAACUGUCUGACGUGUUUAGAUGAAGAUACUUGCAUUGCCUGCAAAUCUGGAAAGUACGCAAAGGAUUGCGAUUUGAAUUGCUCUCGAGGAUGCAUCGGUGGCGUAUGUACGUUCAUGGAUGGGACAUGCGCAUGUGCUCCAAACUUUAUUGGCGAUAAGUGUGAAUAUUGUGCUCCGGGAUAUUAUGGCGCCCUUUGCGAAACUUGCCCUUUAGGAUGCUUUGAUCACAUUUGUAACAAAUUAGAUGGAACAUGUGAGGCAAAUGGAUCACGAACAUCUGGGUGCAAAGAUGGGCUUUGGAAUGCACGUUGCACUGAACGUUGCCGCGAUAAAUGCCAGUUUUGCAACCAAACAAAUGGGGAAUGUCUCACGUGUCUAACAACGAAUGUCUAUGGUUGUAAUUGUGAUUUUGAAUGCAGCAAGCACUGCCUUAACCAGUCGUGUUCCAUGAAUGGUGAAUGCAAUCUGGGAUGUGCCACCCAUUUCUUUGGUAGGAAGUGUGAUAUUCCGUGUCCAGAAAACUGUGCUGACAGAGGACUUAGCUCACGUUGUUCCAAUGACAACGGAACGUGCAUGUUCGGAUGCAGAGAUGGAUUCAUCGGGGCAACAUGUGCACAAGUUAUUGCAGUAACUGCAGAAGUUGGUAAAGAUGCUAGCGGCCAUACUGCGGCUGCUAUCGGAGGAGGCGUGGCGUCCGUUGUCAUUGUUCUUGCAAUUGUAUUGAUACUGAUGGUGAUAUAUAUUCACAAAAGGCGCAACAAGCAUGACCAAACAUCUGACUAUGAAACAACGCAAAGAUCUGAGAGUGGGUCCACGGAUAUUCACCUGUAUUCUGGGCUGCAUGGGAAUAAUAUUUAACAGAACACUUCCCAGAAUGUCACAUAUGUACGGCGUUGACCAGAACCAUGUAACCGUUGGAAACCGUGAUGGAGCAAGUUUCACUCGAAAAACAUACACAAUAUUUAAUGCUCAUAAGAUGUGUCCGUUUGCGAGCUACGUGAUUGACAUUUAAACAUGGUUGGUUUGCAACGAUUACAGCAUUAGUCACCGAUUGAAAUUUGAUGUUGUGUUGACAAUUAGCUAAACAAAAAUACAGAUUUAUGCGUUUUACAAUUGGCGAUGAAUUCGAACAUGUGAUAUGAAAAGCUUUACUUAGUAAGUACAAUUUCUUGAUAAUUGAUAGGCAAUCAGUAAAAAAUAAAUCAAUUAAGUUUA
This is a messenger RNA of Dreissena polymorpha, 1985 nucleotides long. RefSeq names its product multiple epidermal growth factor-like domains protein 10. The record is from RefSeq and is a predicted model, not a curated record. The coding region runs from base 381 to 1628 and encodes 415 amino acids. The transcript is spliced from 5 exons. NCBI's taxonomy places the organism in Eukaryota, Metazoa, Mollusca, Bivalvia, Myida, Dreissenidae.